This is a messenger RNA of Cyanidioschyzon merolae strain 10D, 780 nucleotides long. Its product is annotated as similar to Tat-interacting protein TIP30. Lineage: Eukaryota; Rhodophyta; Bangiophyceae; Cyanidiales; Cyanidiaceae. The transcript has a single exon. Bases 1 to 780 code for a protein of 259 amino acids. The record is from RefSeq and is a predicted model, not a curated record.
AUGAGUGCCGCAGCCUCGUACAAGGUUCUCGUUGCUGGUGCCACUGGAGCCUGUGGCCAAGCUAUCGUUCGUGAGCUGGUGGCAACUCCGCGGUGCGAAGAAGUCAUUGCCCUUUGCCGUCGCGCAAAUGUUCGCCUCCCGUUCGCAGACGCUGGUAAAGUGCGCGUGAUCGUUCUGGAGGACUUUGGGGAACUAACAUUAACGCCUGCGGAACGGCGCUCGAAGGACUGUCCGCUAUGGAGUCUUUCCGGCGUUGGCGCUGCCGUGUGUGCGCUGGGAACCACAAUGAAAGACGCUGGGGGGUCAAAAGAGGUUUUCCAACGGGUCGAUCACGACUAUAUUUGUGGUUUCGUAAGAACAGCUUUAGCUUGCGGAGCUCGGAAAAUUGCACUAAUAUCCGCAUCUGGUGCUUCAGAGCGAUCUCUCUUCUUCUACAUGCGGGUCAAAGGCGAGACGGAGAAACAUGUCCAUGCGCUGUGUGCAGAAUACGGAGCGGCCCUGCAUAUCCUUAGGCCUGGCAUGCUGCUGACGCCGCCUCGAACGAGCGGUGCGAGCAGACCAGCAGAACGCGCUGCCCAGCAGCUUGUGAAAACACUUCGUUUGUCCAUGGGGGGCAUACUCGCAGUCUCCGUCGAGCACGUUGCCAAGACGGUGCGCAUGGCACUGGAAACAGCACCCGAGGAGCUCCUCCAGCGAUUCUCAUCGCUGGAGGAGCAGGCGAGUCAGACGUGGGUUUAUCCAUCGCGAACGAUUUUCCGUAUCGGUGUCGAGGCCGGGUAA